Myxocyprinus asiaticus (Chinese sucker) is the source of this 5328-nucleotide messenger RNA. RefSeq lists its product as uncharacterized. The record is from RefSeq and is a predicted model, not a curated record. Bases 31 to 3459 code for a protein of 1142 amino acids. Gene Ontology annotation, molecular function: GTP binding. The transcript is spliced from 8 exons. Lineage: Eukaryota; Metazoa; Chordata; Actinopteri; Cypriniformes; Catostomidae.
GUGUUCAGUGUGUUCAGUGGUCAUUGCUACAUGUCAGUAAGUGGCGGUAAAGAACAAGUGAAGUCUGCAAACCGAAAGAAAGAAGAAAGUGAAGUUUUCCACCAGAGGACGUGUUUGUCAAAUGGCGCACAGUCUGAUGCAAUUAUGGACGACAGUGUUAUUGUCAGGAGGAGGGACAGUAUGGAUGGCAAUCGGCCCAACUUGAGUGAUUUGAGGAUGGUUCUGCUGGGGACGAAUGCUUCAGAAAACAGUCGAGUGGGAAACUUCCUGUUAGGAAGAGCAGCGUUUGAGACUGAAGAACCUCCAGAUGUUGUAGAGAGAGUUGGAGGAAAACUAGAGGACAAACACAUGACAUUCAUUAAUGCUCCUCACCUGCUCCAGCCAAACAUCUCACUCCAUCAGAUCACGCAGAGAGUGAAAGAGUGUGUGUAUCUGUCUGCUCCAGGACCUCAUGUGUUCAUACUCAUACUGCAGUAUAAUAACUUCAGUGAGGAGGACAGAUACAGAGUGAAAACUGUGCUAAACUGCUUCAGUGAUCAGGCCAUGAAACGCACCAUUCUGCUGACUACUGAUAGACAGACAUAUAUGUCCAUGUUUAUGUCUAUGAUAAAGACUAAUGCUCUUCAUCAGUUAAUAAAGGAGUGUGGAGGAGGACAUCUUCACUUUGAUGAAAGAAAACCACAAUGGCACUAUGAGAUGUUCCAAAGAGUAGAGAAGAUACUCAAGGAAGAAAAUGAAGAAUUUCUCAAAUGUGAGAUACAUGAAGGACCAUCAGUGCACGAAGAGCCGAGCAGAUCUGGAGAUUCAGUCAGAAGAGAUGAGAAAUAUGAGGAAUCUACUCAUGAAGAGGCUGAAGAACCCCAAAAGAGCCAUAAACAGGGAGGUGAUGGAGUGUCCAGUACUGUUUCUGGAAAAGCAAAGCUAAACUUGGUACUAUGUGGAAGUGAUGCUACACUGAAGGCCUCCCUAUCAAAACAUCUACAUGGAAAAAUACCUUCAAAGGAGGAAGAGAAGCUACAUGAACAUCUGAUCAAUGUAGUGGAGCUUCCAGCAUUUUGUCAGCUCUCAGAAGAGGAAGUGAUGCGUCAGUCUCUCCACUGUGUGUCUCUCUGUGAUCCUGGAGUUCAUGUUUUCCUCCUCAUUAUUCCUGAUGGUCCACUCACUGAUGAAGACAAAGCAGAAAUAGAAAAGAUCCAAAAGAUAUUUGACUCCCGAGAUCACUUCAUGGUGCUUUUUACCACUGAUGUCACUUUUGAAGGAUCGGUGACAGAUUUCAUAAAGUCCAGCACAGAAUAUCAGACAUUAAUCAGCCUCUGUGGAGGUCGGUACUGUGUGAUGGCCUUAAAGGAACAUACCACACAGAUCUCAGAGCUGCUGGAUUACAUAGAGAACUUGAACACUGAACCCUAUUCACUUCAGAUGUAUGUGAAAGCUCAAGAGAAACGAGUCAGACAAGAAACAGAGGAGAAAUAUAAAGAUGAACUGAAGAGAAUGGAGAAUACAAUCAAAGAACUACAAGAGAAGAUUCGGCCAGAGGAUGUAGUUACUUCAGAAACGUCCUACCCAGCAACUCUGCAUGUAAUUGGUGGAAGUGGAGGAAAUCCAUUUUCAUUCACUGGUAAGAAGAACGGUGCCAGUUUGGAGAAGAUUGGGGUAUGGGUGGGAUGGUGGCAGGUGAAGGCCAUCAGAGUCUGGCUUUCAGAUGGGACAGAUCAGACCUUUGGAGAGCCAUUAGGACCAUAUCAAGAGUACACGUUCCAGCCUGGUGAGCGUUUCACCUCUCUGUCUCUGUGGGGGAACGGAGCUGGAACUCGUCUUGGAGCCAUCAAGUUCAAGACCAGCAGGAAUGGAGAAUUUUUCGUGCAAAUGACAAGCUGGGGAUUGCAAGAAGAAUACCCUAUCGAUGUCGGCUCUGGAGUUUGUCUGGGUGUUAAAGGAAGAGCUGGUUCAGACAUUGACUGCAUUGGAUUUCUGUUCCUACAUCCAGUUCAAUCAGUAGUUCUCACUAAUGUCAAGUAUCCCACCAUUAACCAGAUGACUCCUCAAGUGAUGGUGGAAGAACUCAAAUCUGUUACUUACAAGAACAACACCUCUGUCAGUCUAACGCAAACAAUUGAACACUCAGUGAAAGUUACUGAAAUGUCCUCGUGGUCUGUGAGCAACAAUUUUAUGGCAGUAUUUUCUACAGACGUUCAGGCUGGGAUUCCAGGAAUUGCAGAAGUUUCAACAGGAUAUUCUUUUACCAUUGGAAUAGAAAACACUUACGGUCAGGAUCAGACAGAUGAAAGAACGGAAACUCUGUCUUCAGAAAUAGAGGUCCCACCAGGGAAGAAGGUGGAAGCUAGAAUCACCAUUGGCAGAUCCAGUUUUGACCUGCCGUACACUGGGACAUUAAAGAUCACAUGCAACAAUGGCAGUGUGUUACAGUUUGAAACCAGGGGCCAAUAUAAAGGUGUAACCUACACUGAUAUCAAAGUAAACAAGAAAGAAUCUAAACGAAGAAGGGGAAGCUUUGAUUUCGAAGUUCCAAAUAUGUCGCUGAGACGGAUGGUGAUGGUGGGGAAGACUGGAGCAGGUAAAAGCUCUUCAGGAAACACCAUCCUGGGCAGAAGAGUCUUCAGAGCAGCUAAAGGAGGUUCAUCUGUAACUAAAGAGUGCUGGAAAGAGACAGGAGAAGUAGCUGGAAGAGAGAUCGUUCUGGUGGACACACCGGGUCUGUUUGACACUGAAAUAUCAGAAGAUUAUCUGAAACAGGAGAUCAGUAAAUGUGUGAACAUGACGGCACCAGGACCUCACGCCAUCGUCCUGGUUAUUCAGCUGGGUCCAUUCACAGAAGAAGAGAGACUCUCAGUGGAGAAGAUCAGAGCCAUAUUUGGAGAAGAAGCAGAUAAACACACCAUCAUCCUCUUCACUCACGGAGAUGAACUGAACAGCACUAUUGAGGAAUACCUCAGUCGAGCCAGUAAAAACCUGCGAGAACUCUUGAGUCGAUGUGGAGGAAGAUAUCACGUCUUCAAUAAUAAAGACAUGGAAGAUCGAUUUCAAGUUGUGAAGUUCCUGAAGAAAGUUGAUGAUAUGGUCACUGUUAAUGGAGGUGGAUUUUACACCAGCGACUCUUACCAGGAAGUGGAGCACAUGCUAAAAACAAAAGUGGAGGAACUGAAGCAACACUAUGAAAAGAAACUACAAGACAUACAAACAGAGCUAGAAUCCAAAUGUAAUGAAGAAAAGAGAGUCUUGCAGGAGACAAUUGAUGCACUAACAGCAUCUGAACUGAAAAAGGAAAAGAAGAUCAAAGAGUUGGAAGAGCUGAAUAAGUUAAAAAAGUUUGAAAUCAUUGAGUGCAAACGUUUUUAUGAAGCAAGGCUCAAAAAAGUGAGAGAAGAGGCAGAACAGACUCUUAUUAAUGAGAGUCAUUUAUUGGAGAUCUUCACCAGGUUACAAAGUUAUCAAAUCUAAUCAUACCCUUGUUUUAUGUUGUAAACAGUUCAGCUCAUGUAUCUAAGUAUCUACACUGCCUGGCCAAAAAAAGUCACCGUUUGGAUUUAAAUAAGCGAAUACUUAAGAGCGUAUGAUUGGAUCAUUAUUGCAGUGAUUAAUAUGUUUCAUCUGGCAACAGUUCCUUUAAUCCUAACUGAUGCAGUGUGUAGCUUCUCAUUUCUUAAACAACCAUGUCGGAAGAUGUAUCCCGUGGUCGUGGAAAAGAUGUUACUGAGUUUCAGAAGGGGCACAUUAUUGGAAUUGUGUUAAGAAUACUGUAUACUGUACAGUGUAUGUUAUUAUUUGUAUAUUGUUGAGUGUAAUUAUGUGUAUAUCAGAUGUUUAAAUUGUGUUGUGUUAAUUUGAUGUUAUUGUAAAUUGGUAUAUGUCUCAUCACUGUCACGACUGCUAUGUUGAUCGGAACUGCACCCAAGAAUUUCACACACCAUUGCACUUGUGUGACAAUAAAAGUGAUUUGAUGUGAUUUGAGAACAGUCCAACGCAUUAUUAAAACCUGGAAGUAUAGUGGUGAACUGUCAGCUUCACGGAAGAAAUGUGGUUGGAAAUAAUUCUUGAAUGAUCGUAAAUGGAGAAGUCACACCGUAUUAAAUCGACAGUAGAACUCACGGCUAUGUUUAAUAGUGAAAGUAAGAGCAUUUCCACACUUUACGGAGUGGUUCGACUCUCCCGUCGGCAGUUUAAAGAUCUCGGAUAAAAAUGAAUGCAACUCUGGCUGGAAAUAAAUGUUGUGACGGUGCAUAAGAUUGUUGAUACACUGCCAAGAUGAAUGCACGCCGUAAUCAAAGCUGAAGACGGUCCAACAAUAUAGUAGAGUAUGCAACUUUCUCUUUGUCCAGGCAGUGUAUAAAGGCCUUUUAAUUUCAUGAGAAUGAUUUACCACAGGGGGCAUACGAUUAUGAUAUUAUCACUUGUAAAUAAUGUGGCAGUAUUCGGUAAUAUGGUGUAUCAUGAUAAUUAACAUUCACAAUAUUGUUAUCGUGGGCACUUCAAAAUAAUUCAAAUUCUGUGAAUAAUUCUAGAUAAUCUAUUAGCCAAACUGUUUAGAUUUUUCACUGCUUCUAUGCAGCGUCAAUGUGCAGUUGUGAACACUAAUACAAACAAAACUAACAUGGAGGACAAUAUGACUGAAAGAGGAACACUGCUGACCCUUUGAAAAGAGUUACAUCGGAAGUGUGGAAGUAUUUUGGGUUCCAAAAAAUACAGACGGAUUGUUCAAAUACAUGUUUACUUUAUACAUUUAUUCUUUUUUAUUGUGUAUUUCAUUAAUGUUCAAUGUUUAAGGUUCUUUUCUUUGUUAUAUGUUCAUUUAAAAGGCCUAUUUGGUAUUGAAAAAAGUAAUUUUUUUCAAAAAUCUGUUAUUAAGAGAACAACAAUCAAGUAAUUCAAUACCGUGAUAAUACCGUAUACUGUGAUAAAAGCUUCAGCAAUUAUUGUGAUGUGAAUAUUUGAUACUGUCACAUGCCCACUUGCAAAUAAUGUAAAUAUAUAUUUGCACUGUAAAUCGUUUAACAGUGAAUUGCAUGUCUGUUGAAUGUCACAGUAAAAGUGCUUUUGGGAAGUGGGAACUUUUUAUUGAACUAUGUGAGCUUUCUUGGGGUCAGUGGUGGCUCAGUGGUUAAGGCUCUGGGUUACUGACCAUAAGGUCAGGGGCUCAAGCCCCAACACUGCCAAGAUGCCACUGUUGGGCCCUUGACCCUAUCUACUCCAGGGGUGCUGACCCUGCACACUAAACCUAGCUUAGCUGGGAUAUGUGAAAACAAAGAAAUUUCACUCUAUAUAUGAAAAAUGUAUAAUGUGUGACAAUAAUAAAGGCAUACUUCUAACUCA